Messenger RNA from Microthlaspi erraticum, 828 nucleotides. The record is from the annotation of a GenBank genome assembly. Lineage: Eukaryota; Viridiplantae; Streptophyta; Magnoliopsida; Brassicales; Brassicaceae.
AUGCCUUUCUCUCUCUUCUCCCGCAAGAAACCAACUCGCCGUUUCAACGACUUCUACGCCGACUGGUCCAAAACCCUAACCGAAAACUGCCUCCCUCUCCUCCGCCAAUCGCUCUCCUCCGCCGCUUCCGCUUCCGUCCUCUCCGCCAACGUAGAUCUCGUCCUCCGCCACCUGGUUCUCUACUACGAAACCCUAGACCUCGCCGCCGAUCCCAACACCAUCCCUUACCUCCUCUUCCCGUCGUGGCGCAACUCUCUCGAGACGCCGUUUCUCUUCCUCGGCGACAUCCAUCCUUACCUCCUCACCAAUCUCCUCCGCUCGAUGAUCGACCGCGAGAACCAAGAUUCCGACGACGACUACUCCCUCCACCUGAAUCUCGACCUCGUGAAUCAGCCGCUGAAGAUCGCGACGGCGUGGAAAGAUCCGUCCGACGAGCUUGUGACGAGAAUCGAUCAGAUCGAGUGCACGAUGAGGCUCAUGGUCCCUGUUCUCAUGGAUCGUAUGAGGAAAGCGCAGAGAGGCUUCGUCGCUCGAGUCUCUGAGGAUUGGGUCUCGUCGUACCGUGGAGGGAAGAAGGAGAAGACGGUUACGGCGGUUACGUCGGCAGCUGCUCCGGCGUGUGUGGAUGAGGCGGCGAAGGUGGAGAUGGAGGAGCUUGUGAGUAUCUUCGUUGAUGCGAAUCGUCUGAGGAAGAGUGUGAUCAUGGACAUUGUUGGAGCUACGAGUGAGCAUCAAGCGGCUCUGUUUCUUGAAGGUUUGUGCCAGUUUCUUGUUGGGUUCAAGAUCUCUGUUUCUUCUUGGUUGAAUCAGAUUGAUUUCUCGGAUUAG